AUGCCUCAAGUAGCUGCCAGCUCAUCCAACGUGGGUCCGUCCUCUGCUGCCGCAUCAUCGGCCAGCCAUGUGCAAGAGGUAGCCAAGAGCGCAUCGGACCCACCCAAGCACACUUCCUUCUCCUCGAUUGGCAUUUCACCGAUGCUCAUUCGCAGCCUGGCUUCACUUCAAAUCAAGGUGCCUACGCCAAUCCAAUCGCUCACCAUUCCAUCUGUGCUCGAAGGCCGUGACCUUGUCGGUGGCGCCCAGACGGGUUCUGGCAAGACGCUCUGCUUUGCGCUACCAAUCCUCAACAAGCUCAUCAAAGAUAUGGUCGGUGGUUUCGCCGUAGUACUCACGCCAACGCGCGAGCUUGGAGUGCAACUGCACGAACAAUUCGUUGCUGUCGGAGAAGGUGCGCGCAUGGGUCUUCGGUGUGCACUUGUGCUCGGCGGCAUGGACAUGAUGAAGCAAGCUUCUGAACUCGCCAACCUUCGACCACACGUCAUUGUCGCCACUCCUGGUCGUCUUGUAGAUCACCUGCGCAGUGGAGGUGGAGAAGAGUGGGGCCUCAGAAGGUGCAAGUUUCUGGUGCUCGAUGAAGCAGAUCGACUUUUGACAGACACGUUUAAGCCAGAGCUUGAGUACCUGUACUCUGUAUUGCCAAGUGCAAAGACGCUCCAGACAUUGCUUUUCACAGCGACGUUGACGGAGCAAGUGGUCGAAUUUGCAAAUGCCAAGAGACCCGAGGGAAAGCCGGCGCCGAUGGUGUGCAAAAUCGAAAUGGACACAAAGACGCCCGAGACGUUGGAGCAGAGGUAUGUAUUUGUACCCUCACACGUCCGCGAGCCAUACCUGUACCACAUUCUGCGUCAUCCGCCCAUCAAGCCGAGCUCGGAACGCGUACGCAAGCUCAAUGCGAAACAUCAGGCGGAUCGAGAACGGAAAGAGGAAAACCAACGGAAGAGCGGCAAACGACGUCGUACACACCACGCAUCUGAUUCCGACUUGGAUCAAGAUGAUGACGCUGCGCUAUUCCUACCGGCAACGAUUAUCUUCACCGCCCGAUGCAAGACAGCCGCUACGCUGUCCGGAAUGCUAGCCGAACUGGGUAUCCCCAACGUCUCGCUUCAUUCGCAUCUGCGUCAAUCGGAACGCUCCGAGAAUCUGCAAACGUUUCGCGCACAGCGUGUGCCUGUGCUGAUCGCCACCGACGUCGGUUCGCGAGGUCUCGACAUUCCGGACGUCGAACUCGUCAUCAAUUGGGACCUUCCCUCGGCGUGGCAAGACUACGUCCAUCGCGUCGGUCGUACCGCUCGUAACGGCAAACGUGGCUUCGCCAUCUCGUUCAUCACCGAACGCGACAUCGACGUGAUCCACUCGAUCGAGGACAAGAUCAACACCAAGUUGACACAGCUCGAAGGGCUGGAGGACGAAGACAAGAUUCUAGAAAAGUUGAAUGCCGUGGCUACUGCCAAGCGCGUCGCCACGAUGGCGCUGCACGACUCUCAGUUUGGAGAGAGACAGCAGAGGAAUCAGCACAAGCAACUGGCCAGACUCAAGGCCGAAAAGAGGGCUAGCAAGAAGGCCAAGAGUGCGGGCCAUGAUCAACAAUAG
This is a messenger RNA of Mycosarcoma maydis (corn smut), 1596 nucleotides long. RefSeq lists its product as uncharacterized. The record is from RefSeq and is a predicted model, not a curated record. Lineage: Eukaryota; Fungi; Basidiomycota; Ustilaginomycetes; Ustilaginales. The coding region runs from base 1 to 1596 and encodes 531 amino acids. The transcript has a single exon. Gene Ontology annotation, molecular function: ATP binding; nucleic acid binding; RNA helicase activity.